Messenger RNA from Morone saxatilis (striped sea-bass), 1840 nucleotides. RefSeq names its product tenascin-like. The record is from RefSeq and is a predicted model, not a curated record. Lineage: Eukaryota; Metazoa; Chordata; Actinopteri; Moronidae. Gene Ontology annotation, molecular function: protein binding.
UUUAAGAGAGCAGUAGGUGGGAGUGGAGUCUGACCGCAGAGGGUCUACUGUUUAAGAGAAAGGGAAUUCUCUCUUUCACUCACUCUCUCCCUCUCCCUGCCGCUCUUCGUCUCUCUAUCUCCCCCCCUCACCCUGUCUCUCUCUCUCUUGCUCUUUCUCUCUCCUCACUGGCUGCACAACAUCAGCCGGCUCUCUAGGUAGACUCGAGUAAACACUCUAAGAGAACAGAGAGAAGUGGGAAGAUGACAGAGCUGUUAGCACUCUGAAAGAUACAGACUGGUGAGAACAUUUGUCAGGACUGGCUGAUAAGGCUCCUUUCAACACGGCUGCUGCUUCAAUUUCCUAAUCAGUGGAGAGGCUGUGAGCACUGUGCGUGGGGACAAGAACAACUAUUUGAUAGUAGACAUUAUUCUGCACUCAGCUGCUACUUCCACAGAAGCUGCAGUGCUAGGGCAUCAUCAUGGGGAUGAAAAGCUUCCUCUUAGGCUGCGUGACUGUGGCCCUGCUUCUUGAGCUCUCCACCGCCGGCCUGGUCAAAAAGAUAAUCCGCCACCGUAGAGAGGCUCUAAUGCCUAAGAAAACCCAGGAGAACCUCACCCUGCCCCACCCUGACCAGCCAGUAGUGUUUAACCACGUCUACAACAUCAACGUCCCCUCCACCUCCCUCUGCUCCGUGGACAUCGACUCGCCCGGAGGCACCGAGCUCAAACACAAGAGUGCCCCAAUGGACAUGCAGAACACCGAGCACAUGGAGCACACGGAGGACGGCGACAAUCAGAUUGUUUUCACACACCGCAUCAGUAUCCCUAAGCAGGCGUGUGGCUGCGACAACCAGCUGCCGGACAUCAAGGAUAUCCUGAACAGGCUGGAGAUGCUGGAGUCAGAGCUGUCUAGUCUGAGAGAGCAGUGCAGUAGUGGGACAGGCUGCUGUGGAGCUCAAGUUACAGGUGAAGUGUCCACAAAGCCCUACUGUAAUGGCCGUGGGAACUGGAGCACUGACACCUGCAGCUGUAUAUGUGAGUCUGGAUGGAAAGGCCCCAACUGCACCGAACCCGAGUGCCCAAAUGACUGCCAAGACCAGGGCCGCUGUGUGGAUGGCAAAUGUGAGUGCUUUGAGGGCUUUGGUGGGGAUGACUGCGGUAUUGAGCUCUGCCUGAUGGACUGUGGUGACUAUGGCCACUGUGUUGACGGGUCCUGUCUCUGUGAGGAGGGCUUCAUUGGUGAGGACUGCACCCAGACCAACUGCCUCAACAACUGCCUGGGUCGCGGACGUUGCAUGGACGAUGAGUGUGUUUGCAAUGAGCCAUGGACGGGAUUCGACUGCUCGGAACUCAUCUGUCCAAACGACUGUUAUGACCGUGGACGCUGCAUCAAUGGCACCUGUUACUGUGAAGAGGGCUACACUGGUGAAGACUGCGGCGAGCUCACUUGUCCUGGCAACUGUAACAACCGUGGCUUGUGCGUGAAUGGCCAGUGUGUGUGUCAGACCGGCUACAGCGGAGAGGAUUGCUCUAAGCUCACUUGUCCCAAGAACUGCAAUGAGAGAGGCCAUUGCUUCAAUGGGAAGUGCAUCUGUGAUCCAGGAUUUGAAGGUGAAGAUUGCUCCAUCCUCUCCUGCCCAGACAACUGCAGCAACAGGGGACAGUGCAUUAAUGGAGAAUGUGUAUGCGACGAAGGAUACCAAGGCGAAGAUUGUAGCGAGCUCACCUGCCCUAACAACUGCCAAGACCAUGGCCGCUGCGUUAAUGGACAGUGCAUAUGUGACAAAGGCUAUGCUGGGGAGGACUGCAGCAUCAAGACCUGUCCAAAAGACUGCAUGGGACGUGGAGAGUGUGUGGAC